AUGACGCAACAGUCAACAGUCUCCCAACAGUUCGCAUUCGUCGGGGGGCCCGUCCUCAAGAAGGAAGCCAGCAAUCUGCGAUCAUCUCUCGUGAAACGAGCCCUCGCCCAGAAAAGAUCGCAAAGAUGGCUGGAUGCGUCGAACAAGUUGGAUUCAAUGCUUGCUUCUAAGGAAGACAAGAGCACAGACCAAUGUACAUGCAGCCCGGGAGCAUCCGUCGAGAAACCAUGGAUCAAUAGUCCCAGGAACACCAAUCAACAACCUCAACUCCUUCCUGCCCAAUUGAAUUGUCGCCUGUGCGGGCGGCCCCAACCGUCUCCAGUUGGACCCCAGAGUUACCCCAACCCUACACUCCUCGGCGCAUAUCGCUCGAAUCCUUUUCUACCUAUAGACGCGACCGACGCUAAGCUAAACGUGACUGAGCUGCUGGACUUUGCCGCGACCACAAUCUGGCCCCAGUUUCGGCCCGUGGACUACACCGGAAAUGGGUAUCGGUCAUGGGCUUUCCCGAUGGAGGACAAAGUACAAUUAUACGCUGUCUUAUACGCAGCAUCUUACCACCGGGAUGCGCUCCGCAUCACUUAUGGUGCGGAAGAUCCCAUCUUAGACUCCAAGGAACAGUUGGAGAUCAGAGGGCUGGCCCUUCAGACCUUACGCAUGGAGGUUGCUAAACUAUCGGAAUUCGCAUCUCCAACAACCCGCCUUGAUGGAGUCAUAAUGUGUAUCCUGUACCUGGCAGUAAAUGAACUUCAUAAGGGGAAAAUGGCUCGCGAUUGUAGCCUAUUCACCCCUCCUUUCAUCAGCAUGCAAGCAUUGGAUGUUUAUGGCGGUCGCACAUAUCAUCCGUUACAUUGGAACACCAUGCAGGAGCUUGUCCAACGAUCGGGUGGAAUUGAAAAAAUCGCAACUGGUCGCCUGACUUGGCUGCUCAGUCUGUCGGACCUUUUCGGCGCUUUCCAGGUUAUCCGUAAGCCAACCUAUCCGAUGAUGACUGUUGCAGGGAGGCGGUUAGUUCUGCAGCGUCCCGCAGUGCUGUUCCAACCAUACGGAUACCAUACGAGUACAAACCUCUCGCCAGGCUUGAGUACGCCGGGCUUCGGAUUCCAGGAACUCUCUUUCAUGUGCCCGCCAGUGAAGCAGGAUAUAACCGAGGCCUUCAUCCAUCUAGGCGAAUACUCCGCCGUCGCCCAGCACUGCAUAAACACUAAAUCCAACGUGGUUCUGGAUCUGUUAGGUGAUAGUAGGAACCUCAUCCACAAUCGCCUACUCUCCCUUCCAGACGAGACCGACCCCUACGAGCUCAUCUUUGAAAUGCCCGAUUCUCAGACGGAUACAGAAUCGGAGCAAAGUAAGCUAUCGCUUUUGCUCUCGCACCAGAUAUACCACACCUGCCGUCUCAGCGCCCUCCUAUACGCAUUGCACGUUACAUUCCCGAUCCCACGGUUCCGGGAGCCGGCGCUAUUUAUCCUCAGUGCCCUCGGACCGCGAAUCGAAUGGCUUCGUAUGCGGAAUGUCUCACAGCCUGUGCUUAUUUGGUGUCUGGCUAUAUUGAUUAGUGUGUUGGGUGAUAAUGCCCCUGAAUUCGAGGGUCUGGUCUCAUAUAUGGUCCCGAUGGCUCGGGAGGAAGCGAUUGACUCAGUGCCGACGCUUUUGGCGUUCCUUCAUUCCUUCGCCUGGGUGGAUGCAGCUGUGGGGGAUCAUUGGAGAGAUCUGUGGGAAAGGAUAUUUAUGUCUGUGGAGAGGGGUAUGGAAUUUGCGGAAUGUUAG
Penicillium griseofulvum is the source of this 1767-nucleotide messenger RNA. RefSeq lists its product as uncharacterized. The record is from RefSeq and is a predicted model, not a curated record. NCBI's taxonomy places the organism in Eukaryota, Fungi, Ascomycota, Eurotiomycetes, Eurotiales, Aspergillaceae. Bases 1 to 1767 code for a protein of 588 amino acids. The transcript has a single exon.